UGAUUGUUUAAUCCUCUGUCCACACACGUCCCCUGACUCCAAAGCCAGUCCCAAGGUUUCCAUGCCCUGGGGACAUGGUGGAGUGACUCCUCUGUGGCCCAUGCUUGGCCCUCCCUAAAGUAGAUGCUGCUGCCACGGUCUUUAUACCGGGAUCUGAUACAAAUACCAGAGGACAUGCAGGAUGCAAGGUGGCUGAGCAGAUGGAAAAAUAGGCUGGGUUGGAAAUAUCACAUAUCCCCUGAUCUCAGCUACCUUUCAAGGAUGCCCCCUUCCCAGUCUCAGGCCAACAGCUCCUUCUUCCAGCCUCCUGCUUUUCUGAUGAUUGGCAUCCCAGGGCUAGAAGCCUUUCACGGCUGGAUCUCCAUCCCCUUCUCCUCCAUGUACACCAUGGCCCUCACUGGAAACUGCCUGAUCCUCCUGGCCAUCAGGAGGACUCCCAGCCUGCACCAGCCCAUGUACUACUUCCUGUCCAUGCUGGCACUCUCGGAUGUGGGCCUCACCAUGUCUACUCUGCCCACCACCUUGGCCGUGCUCUGGUUUGACCAGCGGCUCAUUGGCUUCAAUGCCUGCCUUGUCCAGAUGUUCUUCCUCCACUCCUUCUCAGUGGUGGAGUCCUCAGUGCUCCUGGCCAUGGCCUUUGACCGCUUUGUGGCCAUCUCCAACCCCCUGCGCUAUGCAACUGUCCUCACCAACAGUGUCAUCAUCAGGAUCGGACUGGCCACUGUGGCUCGAGCCACCAUCUCUCUCUUCCCAGGACCGUUCUUAUUGAAGCGACUCAACUUCUGCCCUAACAAGAUAGUCCUGUCCCACUCCUUCUGUUUCCAUGCAGAUGUCAUGAAAUGCGCCUGUGCUGACAUUACUGUCAACAUCCUCUAUGGGCUCUAUGUAGUUCUUUCCACGGUAGGUGUGGACUCCCUGCUUAUUGUUCUCUCCUACACCCUCAUCCUUCAUACAGUGAUGGGUCUGGCCUCUCCCAAAGAGCGUGUGCGGGCACUCAACACCUGUGUCUCCCACAUCUUAGCUGUGCUGGUCUUCUACAUUCCAGUCAUAGGGGUGUCCUUGAUCCACCGUUUUGGGAGGCACCUGCCCCACAUUGUUCACGCUCUUGUUGCCUAUGUGUACCUGGUGGUGCCCCCUGUGCUCAACCCUGUCAUCUACAGUGUGAAAUCCAAGCCCAUCAGGGAGGCCAUGCUCAGGGUGCUGAGGGACAAGAGACAGAGCUGAUGAUCUUGAUAACAACCUUGGAGUUUACAGGAACCAAGGUCAAAAAGUCUUACCUGAAGCAACAAACCCAAGAUUAAGAGUCCUCAUGCAGACAAGUCAACCAAGAGUCAACACUCAUCCCAACUGGAGAAAAAAAGUCUCAAUUCUUUCUUACACUCAUAUCUUCAGCUAUUGAAUUCAGUAUAUGUUUUGUUAAUGUCUUCCUUUUUAAACAAAUAAAUAAAAAGGAAAAAAAGAUGCUUCCUGAAAUUGGAGCAGCUUAGAACAUUGCUACUCAUGACCACAGAAUGUGUGAUCAGACCUACAGGGAU
This is a messenger RNA of Erinaceus europaeus (western European hedgehog), 1535 nucleotides long. RefSeq names its product olfactory receptor 51I2-like. Gene Ontology annotation, biological process: G protein-coupled receptor signaling pathway. The record is from RefSeq and is a predicted model, not a curated record. The transcript is spliced from 2 exons. Gene Ontology annotation, cellular component: membrane. Bases 124 to 1224 code for a protein of 366 amino acids. Gene Ontology annotation, molecular function: G protein-coupled receptor activity; olfactory receptor activity. NCBI's taxonomy places the organism in Eukaryota, Metazoa, Chordata, Mammalia, Eulipotyphla, Erinaceidae.